AUGGCCCAGGCCUUCGACGACGAUGACCUCUCGCUUUCGAUGACCCGUCGCCCGACCAAUGGCUCGCAAAACGACGACUCAAAUCCCCCGACUGCUAUGCCCGCCAUCUCCAAGUCCCAACCUGCUCCCCCGGCCACCAACAAGAGACGUCUGGGACAAUAUGACAUCGUCAGAACAUUAGGCGAAGGCUCCUUCGGCAAGGUCAAACUCGCCGUCCACAAGGUUAGCGGCCAGAAAGUCGCCCUCAAAAUCAUCUCUCGUCAAAAGCUCGUCACUCGCGACAUGGCUGGCCGCAUAGAACGCGAGAUUCAGUACUUGCAAUUGCUGCGCCAUCCUCACAUCAUCAAGCUCUACACUGUCAUCACCACCCCAAAAGAAAUCAUCAUGGUCCUCGAGUACGCCGGCGGUGAACUCUUCCAGUAUAUUCUGGACCACGGACGCAUGGCUGAAGACAAGGCACGCAAGUUCUUCCAGCAGAUUGUGUGCGCCGUCGAGUACUGCCAUCGUCACAAGAUUGUUCAUCGUGAUCUGAAACCUGAGAACCUGCUCCUCGACGACGCGCUCAAUGUCAAAAUCGCCGAUUUUGGUCUGAGUAACAUCAUGACUGAUGGAAACUUCCUCAAAACUAGUUGCGGCAGUCCAAACUAUGCAGCUCCCGAGGUCGUCGGAGGCAAGCUAUAUGCCGGCCCUGAGGUUGACGUAUGGAGUUGCGGUGUUAUUCUCUACGUCUUGCUUUGUGCUCGCCUUCCUUUUGACGAUGAAUACAUCCCGACGCUUUUUAAGAAGAUCCAGUCUGGCACGUAUCAUACGCCAAGCUACAUUUCGUCCGGCGCCGCUCGUCUGAUCAAGCGAAUGCUGCAGGUCAGCCCUGUCAACCGUAUCACCAUUGACGAGAUUAAGCUCGAUCCGUGGUUCCUCAAGGACCUACCCGACUAUCUUACACCACCUGUCGAGGAGUUCAUGGACCAGGGUAUCGAUCCCAACAAAUCAAUUGACCCGGCCAAGUUGGCCCCCACAAAACCUGCUGUGGUGCAACAGAAGUUGCACGAGAGUGUCGUUGGCAAGCUAGGCAAGACCAUGGGUUAUGCAAAGGACGACGUGACCGAGGCCCUCGCUAAGGAUGAGCCCAGUGCCAUCAAAGACGCCUAUCUCAUUGUGCGUGAAAACACAAUCAUGAAGGCCAACCCUUCGCUCGCACAUAACCCUGAGCUGCAACCAUGGCUUGCUCAGUCACCACCGACCUUCCAAACCACUGUUACUGGCCCACCGAAUGUCCGCCUACCGGCGCCCGGAACAUCCAACCCAGCCUCAAAUGUUGAUCAUCCCCGCCACGGAUCCACCAGCUCUACUCAUGAAGCUCGCACUCCGGCAACGACAAUCGGUAUCUUGCCUUCGUCGCUCCCAUCCUUCCAUCAAGCAUACAUGCAGGGAACUACUCCCAGAGCUGCCAUACCCGAAGGCGAGCUCGAUCCAUAUGCCCCCAACAGUGUACCUGGAGGCGAAGGCAAAGAAUUGACAAGCGAGCAACGCGCUGCCGUCCUCAAACGGUUACGGCCUCAUGUCAAGGGCAAUCAGAUUGGAGGUCGAGAUAAGCCCGAGAUGAUGACACCCCUGCCCAGCAAGGACAAGAAGGUCAAACCAACCAAAUGGCAGUUCGGUAUACGCAGUCGCAACAGCCCUUCAGAAGCCAUGCUGGCUAUCUACAAGGCACUAAAAGCAAUGAAUGCUGUUUGGGAAGCGCCUGUCAUGCGUCGUCCUGGACAUGGUGAAGGUAGCCCGCCACGCAACCGCCGGCGUCAUGCCAGAGACGGAAGUCAGAGUCCUGAGUACUCCGACUCGGACCCGGAGGCUGGCACUGACCCUGAAUAUUCCACUCACGAAGAACGUGCUAGACGUCGUUCUCGUGGUGGGCACGCAUCGGACAUGUCAGACGAUGAUUUCGGCGAGGAACUAUCUCGCAGCCAACGUCACAAGUCACAUAUCCGUGAAGCCUUCGGACCCGAGAACGACUGGGGCUACAAGAUUCCUGAAGACCCGUGGAUCAUCAAUGCAAGAUUCCGUAAGGAUGGCAUGUUCCCUCCUGGUGUAGCACAUCCAUCAUCGACGCACUCCAGUCGCGUGGACUUGCACGAAGGUAUCCGUCGUCGCAGCUCAACAAUGGGCAGCAGCACUAGUCUGGCCGCCUCACCCGCAGGCUUCAACUCACCCGUUCAACCAAGUAGCAUCCAUGGCAGCGCUCACGCAUCCACUGACAACAGCGCCUGGGUAUACGUAACAAUCCAACUGUACUGUAUCGAACAAGAUAGCUUCAUGGUCGAUUUCAAGUGCGCCGGCUACGAACGUCUCGUGCGUCGCUUGCGACGAGAAAUUAAAACGCAUGCCGAUGGCGAGACUUCGGAUGUCUGGCGCGAUGAAGACCAAGAUGACGAAGACAUGGAUGAAGGAUACAUGGGCUGUGGGCGCAUACCCGAGGAAAAGGACAUUUCAAGUCCAUUCCCCUUCAUGGAUGUGGCUAGCAGUCUCAUUGUGCAAUUAGCCCAAGGCGCCUGA
This is a messenger RNA of Aureobasidium melanogenum CBS 110374, 2550 nucleotides long. Its product is annotated as Pkinase-domain-containing protein. The coding region runs from base 1 to 2550 and encodes 849 amino acids. Gene Ontology annotation, molecular function: protein serine/threonine kinase activity; ATP binding. Gene Ontology annotation, cellular component: cytoplasm. NCBI's taxonomy places the organism in Eukaryota, Fungi, Ascomycota, Dothideomycetes, Dothideales, Saccotheciaceae. The record is from RefSeq and is a predicted model, not a curated record. The transcript has 2 exons. Gene Ontology annotation, biological process: protein phosphorylation; intracellular signal transduction.